Molecule: messenger RNA, 8815 nt
Organism: Perca flavescens (yellow perch)
Lineage: Eukaryota; Metazoa; Chordata; Actinopteri; Perciformes; Percidae
Gene: ank2a
Product: ankyrin 2a, neuronal
Exons: 46
Biological process (GO): signal transduction
Molecular function (GO): protein binding
Source: RefSeq, a predicted model, not a curated record
AUGGCCCAUGCUGCAGCCCACCUGAAGAAAGCACGCGAGUUUGAGGCAAAUCCAGAGUACAGUGCUCUACAGAAAGCCAGGGAGAGGAGGAGACGGCAUCGUGAGAAAGCCGAGCGAAAGCGGCAGUCUGACAGUAACACCAGUUUCCUGCGGGCUGCCAGAGCGGGGAACAUUGACAAAGUCCUUGACUUCCUGAAAAAUGGAGUAGACAUAGGCACCAGUAACCAGAAUGGUCUGAACGCUCUACAUCUGGCAGCGAAGGAGGGACACAAGGAUUUAGUGGAGGAACUGUUGGAGAGAGGAGCACCUGUUGACUCUUCCACCAAGAAAGGAAACACUGCCCUCCAUAUUGCCUCACUGGCUGGACAAAAUGAAGUAGUCAGACUACUGGUGAAGAGAGGAGCAGAUGUCAACUCUCAGUCACAGAAUGGCUUCACUCCACUCUACAUGGCAGCCCAAGAGAAUCAUUUGGAGGUGGUGCGAUACAUGUUGGAAAAUGAAGGGAACCAAAGCAUUGCAACAGAGGAUGGCUUCACGCCACUGGCCAUCGCUCUCCAGCAGGGCCACAACGCAGUGGUCUCCCUGCUAUUGGAACACGACACGAAGGGUAAGGUCCGCCUUCCAGCCCUGCACAUCGCAGCCCGCAAAGACGACACAAAGUCUGCUGCACUGCUGCUCCAGAAUGACCACAACGCUGACGUCCAGUCUAAGAGUGGGUUUACCCCUCUGCACAUCGCGGCUCACUAUGGUAACGUGAAUGUCUCCACCCUGUUGCUGAACAGAGGAGCCGCUGUGGACUUCACAGCCAGGAAUGGGAUAACGCCUCUCCAUGUGGCCUCCAAGAGAGGCAACACCAACAUGGUGGCCCUGCUGUUGGACCGAGGGGCUCAGAUAGAUGCUAAAACCAGGGAUGGGCUGACCCCCCUGCACUGUGCAGCCAGGAGUGGUCAUGACCCAGCACUUGAAAUCCUGCUGGAGAGAGGAGCUCCCAUCUUAGCCAGAACCAAGAACGGACUGUCCCCACUGCAUAUGUCAGCCCAGGGAGACCACAUAGAGUGUGUUAAACUCCUGCUGCAGCACAAGGCGCCUGUUGAUGAUGUCACACUGGACUACCUCACAGCGCUGCACGUCGCAGCUCACUGCGGCCACUACAGAGUCACCAAGCUUCUGCUGGACAAGAAGGCCAAUCCCAAUGUCAGAGCAUUGAAUGGUUUCACUCCUCUCCAUAUCGCUUGUAAGAAGAACAGGGUGAAGGUGAUGGAACUGUUGGUCAAAUAUGGCGCCUCCAUCCAGGCCAUUACUGAGUCUGGUCUGACUCCCAUCCAUGUAGCUGCCUUCAUGGGCCACCUCAACAUCGUUUUACUUCUGCUGCAGAAUGGAGCAUCUCCUGACGUCCGUAACAUUCGUGGUGAGACAGCUCUCCACAUGGCAGCACGAGCAGGUCAGAUGGAAGUGGUUCGCUGUUUGCUGAGGAAUGGAGCAUUGGUUGAUGCUAUAGCCAGGGAGGACCAGACUCCCCUCCACAUUUCGUCCCGUUUGGGGAAAACUGAUAUUGUCCAGUUGCUGCUGCAGCACAUGGCUCAUCCAGAUGCUGCCACCACCAAUGGCUACACUCCCCUCCAUAUUUCGGCCCGGGAGGGCCAGGUAGAGACUGCUGCCGUGCUGCUGGAGGCCGGAGCCUCACACUCACUGGCCACGAAGAAAGGAUUCACUCCGUUACAUGUAGCAGCUAAGUAUGGAAGCCUCGAUGUAGCAAAACUUCUCCUUCAACGUAAAGCUCUCCCUGAUGAUGCUGGCAAGAAUGGCCUGACUCCGCUACAUGUGGCUGCUCAUUAUGACAACCAAGAAGUAGCUCUGCUGCUGCUGGAUAAAGGGGCAUCGCCUUAUGCUACUGCAAAGAAUGGCUACACUCCUCUCCACAUUGCAGCCAAAAAGAACCAGACGAACAUCGCAUUAGCACUGCUGCAGUAUGGAGCAGAGACCAACGUUCUGACCAAGCAGGGAGUCAGCCCUCUACACCUGGCAGUCCAGGAAGGGCAUGCUGAGAUGGCCAGCCUGCUGCUGGGCAAAGGAGCUCACGUCAACACAGCCACCAAGACCGGACUGACGCCUCUGCAUCUCGCAGCCCAAGAAGACAGACUCAAUGCAGCAGAAGUAGUGGCCAAGCAUGAUGCCAACUUGGAUCAGCAAACUAAGCUCGGAUACACCCCUCUCAUAGUGGCAUGUCACUAUGGCAAUGCCAAGAUGGUGAACUUCUUGUUACAGCAAGGUGCCAGCGUCAACGCCAAAACCAAGAAUGGAUACACACCCCUUCACCAGGCAGCACAACAAGGGAAUACACAUAUUAUCAAUAUGUUGCUACAACAUGGUGCCAAUCCCAAUGCUACUACAGUGAAUGGAAACACUGCUCUGUCUAUUGCCAGACGUCUGGGUUACAUCUCUGUAGUGGACACACUGAAAGUCGUCACUGAGGAGGUCAUCACUACCACAACGACGGUCACAGAGAAACACAAGCUCAAUGUUCCUGAGACCAUGACUGAGAUCCUUGAUGUGUCUGAUGAAGAAGGUGAGGACACUAUGACAGGUGAUGGAGGAGAGUAUCUGAGAGCGGAGGAUCUCAGAGAGCUGGGAGAUGACUCUCUGCCAGGACACUACUUGGACGGCUUCAGCUACAUGAGCCACAACCUGGACAGGUCACGAACAAUACAUACAGUACAUACUCACACUCACCAAAGUUUCCAUCAGAGAGAGGGAGUUCUCAUCGAAGACAUGCUUACAAGCCACCAGGUGUCAGCACUGUCUAGAGAGCACGAUAAGGACUCGUUCCGUCUGAGCUGGGGUGCUGAGCACCUUGAUAAUGUGGUGCUAUCCUCCAGUCUGCUACAUUCUGGCUUCCUGGUCAGCUUCAUGGUAGAUGCCAGGGGCGGGGCCAUGCGUGGUUGCCGUCACAAUGGCCUGCGAAUCAUUGUGCCACCAAGAAAGUGUUCUGCACCCACUCGGGUGACAUGCAGGCUGGUGAAGAGACACCGUCUGGCCUCUAUGCCCCCUAUGGUGGAGGGUGAGGGGCUGGCUGGUCGCAUCAUUGAAGUGGGACCCACUGGAGCCCAGUUCCUGGGGCCUGUGAUUGUGGAGAUCCCCCAUUUUGCAGCCCUGCGGGGAACAGAGCGAGAGCUAGUGAUCUUGAGAAGUGAGACAGGAGAGAGCUGGAGGGAACACCACUGUGACUUCACUGAAGAGGAACUGAACCAGAUACUUAACGGCAUGGAUGAAAAACUUGAUUCCCCAGAGGAGCUUGAAAAGAAAAGAAUAUGCCGCAUCAUCACCCGAGACUUCCCACAGUAUUUUGCGGUGGUGUCACGCAUAAAGCAGGACAGUCAUUUGAUUGGACCAGAGGGUGGGGUACUCAGUAGCACUCUUGUGCCCCAGGUCCAGGCUGUCUUCCCUGAAGGAGCCCUCACCAAGAAGAUCAGAGUUGGGCUACAGGCUCAGCCCAUUGAUGUUGAGGUGGUAAGAAAGGUUCUUGGUAACAAAGCCACAUUCAGCUCAAUUGUCACAUUGGAGCCAAGAAGGAGGAAGUUCCACAAACCAAUUACCAUGACAAUCCCUAUUCCCAAGAGCUCCAAUAGUGACGGGUCAAGCGGAGUGUACAGUGGGGAGACCCCCACCUUACGUUUGCUUUGCAGCAUUACAGGUGGAACUACUCCUGCCCAAUGGGAGGACAUUACUGGCUCCACGCCUCUCACCUUUGUUAACCAAUGUGUGUCCUUCACUACAAACGUGUCAGCGAGGUUCUGGCUGAUAGACUGCAGACAGAUCCAGGAGUCUGUUAGUUUUGGCUCUCAGCUGUACAGAGAGAUCAUCUGUGUUCCAUACAUGGCCAAGUUUGUCAUUUUUGCUAAGACACUUGACCCCAUUGAGGCCCGUCUGCGCUGUUUCUGCAUGACGGACGACAAGAUGGACAAGACCCUAGAGCAACAAGAGAACUUCACUGAAGUUGCCCGUAGCCGAGAUGUUGAGGUGCUGGAGGGAAAACCCAUAUUUGCUGACUGCUUUGGAAACCUGGUGCCUCUUACCAAAAGUGGACAGCACCAUGUGUUCAGCUUUUUUGCCUUCAAAGAGAACAGACUGGCCCUCUUCAUCAAAAUCAGAGACACAGCACAAGAGCCAUGUGGUCGCUUGUCCUUCACCAAAGAACCACGCACGUAUCGUGCUCUUAACCACAAUGCUAUCUGCAACCUUAACAUCACUCUCCCAACAUACUCAAAGACCAGUGCUCAGUUAUAGAGAUUGGAUUGGCAGGAUGAUGCUGACAGGAAAGAGGAGACAUUAGCUAUCGUUGCAGAUCUUCUUGGCUUCAGCUGGACUGAACUGGCAAGAGAACUGGAGUUCAGUGAGAAUGAUAUCCAAUUAGUAAGAACAGAGAAUCCCAAUUCCCUCCAAGAGCAGAGCCAUGCCUUGCUGCAGCGCUGGGUUGAGCGUGAAGGCAAACAUGCCACAGAGGACUGUAUGAUUAAGAGACUAACCAAGAUCAACCGCAUGGACAUCGUCCAUCUUAUUGAAACCCAGAUGAACAAGUCAGUUCAAGAGCAAACAUCUAGAACUUAUGCAGAGAUAGAAAAGACUCUGGAUCACAGUGAAGCCCUAUCUUCAGUGCAAGAGGAUGCAGACAGCCCCAGAGUUGUGAGAAGGGUGGAGUCAGACCGCAGACCACCCCCAGCUGUUUCUGAAGAGGACCUCUCAGUUGCUUCCCUACUGGAUAUUCCUUCCUGGGCAGAGCCUGUUGGACACACCCACUCAGAGAGCAUGCAUGGUGACCUGUUGGAGGAGCUCGAGAUCCCACAUGAAUUGAACCCUAACCUGUGGAUCUCUGAAGAUGUAAUUACACAAGAACCUACAAGUUACGACAACUCAGAUGAGCAAGUAUCAACAGCAUCUUCCAGGACAAAUCUUUCAGAAUCUUCAAAACAAAUAAGUGGUCAUUUAGGACAGGGCCAGGUCUUUCCAAAUGAGACACACUCCUUGGCACAUGAUUCAAUCACACUUUCCACUGAAAAACUAGAAUUACCACUUCCAGGUACCUUUGACCUAAGUAAAACACAAUCUAAAAUCAGACUGACCAAUCAAAGUAGCUCACCACAGGAAAAAUAUGAAAAGCUGUCAUUCCCGAAGCAAAGUGAAAAUUCUGGCUUAGCUAAACCAAGCUCAGCGACCACAGACUCACUCUGUCAAAUAGCUCAAGAAAGUCCAGAUGACCAAAUGUUCAUGUCCUUAGAGUCCAUUCCAACACAACCAGAGUCUGGGUCCCCUCAGCUUGAACAGCUGCUGUCAGAUCUGGAGGAGAUGAAACUUGCAUUUAGCCCAGAGACACUUGACCCUAUUUUGUCAGAAUUCAAUGAUGAAAGCCCUGAAGUUGAACAAAUUAAGUUUGAAGACAUUUCACCUGAAGACCAAUGCCAUACAGAAGAUAUUGAUACCCUGAGAGUCGGUGUGUUAUCUAUUGUACAGCUUGCAGAAGAUACUAACCACACUGAUGUAGCAGUCACAGAGCAUACACAUUUCCAGACAUCCAUUCAAGAUGAACCUGAACUAAUCUCAGACACUCCUGAUUUAACAAAAACCUCUGAGACAAGUGUACCAUCGAGCCUUGGUUGUCGUAAAGAUAGUCCUGUAUCCCCUACUGAUUCAACUCCAGAAUCUUCUCAGAGAUUUUGUGAAGUGAUGGAACCACUGAACUCAGGUCUUCCUAUCGAUAUAUUCCAGUUCAGCUCAUUUUCUUUAGUGUCCUCCCCCAAAGUAGCUGCAAGGAGUCCGUCUAAGAUACCUGAGGAACAUGUGGCUAAUCUUCGUGAGCAAGAUUAUACAACUGACUUUCUUAAAAGUCAAGAAGAACUUGAAUCAGCUACAUCAGCUACAGAAGAAAUAUCAACACAAAGUAUCCAAGAUCAACCUCUACAUUUAUGGGAGGCAACUUUUGUGGAAGCCAUUCAGAGUGAAGAUGUCUCUUCUCUUUCUGAUUUGACUCCGGAGACAGUUACAUCUGCAAGACAUUUUAGCUUUGAUGAACUGAUGCCAUACCCCUCCCCAGGAAACUUUGAGACAUCCUCAGAUGAGGAUAGGCCAAGGACCAGUGGACGGAAUUCAGAAGAAUCUCUUAUUUCAGUAGACUCUGAGGGUUUUGCUUCUCAGCCCACUCCAGUCAAACCCAAAGCAGAGGUGACUUCAUCAACCUCUGUUGAGGAGUACACCAUCCCACCUGGGUAUUCAGAGAUCUCUUCUACCACAACCAUCUAUACCCGCAUGCCUCCAGAAUACAAAGAAGUUGUGCAUAGUGGUGUAGACAGCCCAACGUUUGAAUACUCUGACCCAGAGCCUUACUUUGACUGCAUACAGGCUGCAUCAGAUUUCUCAGAGACUGAGCCUGAUGAACCUGAGACAAGUACCAGGUCAAACGGAGAUCAGCCCCAGGAUCAUUUUAGCCAUCCUAGAGUGCUAGAAAGGGGGAAUCGAAGAGUCCUGUUGUCCUCUGGAAGUGAAGAUUAUGAGGAUGCUCCUUUUGUCCAUGAGCCUCUUUAUAAUGUACAAGAAGAAAAUGAAGAAUUAUUACACUAUUCAGAAGCAUCGGAUGAAGAAUUCACCAUGUGUGAGUCUUCACAACCGCCUCCUGUCUGUGACGUUGGGGCAUUUGAUGAUACUGACCAAUCUCUGACAAGGGAGAUCACCGCAGAGCUCGGAUCAAUGUCAGAAAGUUCAGAUGAUGAAUUUUUGACCACCAGAAUAGUGCGAAGGAGAGUUGUCAUUCAGGCUGAUGAAAUGCCUGACCUCCCCACUCAGUCAGUGACGGAAGAAAAGUACAAGGAUGAAAAUGGACACAUUGUUGUCAAAAAGGUUACGCGUAAAAUUAUUCGCAAGUGCGUUUCGGUGGAUGGUGUGGAGCGUGAAGAGGUGUCAUUAGAAGGAGCUCCCCAGGGGUCCAUCAGUAUGGCAGAGGGAGAUGGAUACUCUAAGGUGGUGAAACGGACUGUACUGAAGAGUGAGGGAGACCACACAGAGGUAACAUUUGCUGAAUGUGAGGGUUUCUCAGCAUCAAGUCAGGAGACAGCUGAAGGUUGUAAGGUCAGUCGUGUAGAACGGACGGCAGUGGUGGAGGGUGAAAGGACAAUGACUCACUGGGGUGAUCCGUCUUUGGCUUCUGACCUCCCCUCAGCCCAAGACGACUUCAAACAGGCCCUAGGUUAUAUAAGUGGUUUUAGCAGAACAAAGCUCCCUCAUGUGGUAGAGAGAGAGACUGUCAGAGAAGAUGGAACUGUGGUCAGGAGGGCCCACAUGCGUAAAGGUUGCACACACAGACGAACAGUGGUGAAGGAGGCUGGGCAGCGCAAACAGGUCCUUCUAGAACAAGUGGAGAACCCCAGAAAAGGGUCAAAACCACGUGACCUCCAGCAGCAUCUCCAGCAACUCUUUCACCGCUACUACAAAGAAGAAAAGGAGGACGAUGAGGACGAAGAAGAGGAGGAGGAAGAGUAGAAUAAUGUGUAAAACUCUCCCCCACUCCCUGGCUCUGCCAAUGCUAAAGUCCCCCCUAAUCCUAUGCAUUAGCCACAUGCAAUCCCAGUGUGCACCACAGCACCUCAAAGCUACCACCUUCUUCCUGUUUAAGUCCUGGAAGAUGACCUUUCGUUCAUUCUUUUGUUUUCUUUCUUGGCUGGUAAAAUGUAUUCAUGAUUUUCUUUUCAUGUUCUGACGUUGUUUUGCCUUUUUGUGACCAAAGAAAGCCUUCUGUUGUUUUCCUGAUUCAUUUUUAUUUCCCAUGUCCGAAUUGAUGUUUUUGUCUUGAUGCUGUGGUAGAGCAACAAAGAAAACAGGUAAAUACUAUUCACAUUAACUAACUCACAAACCUCCUGAUGGUAAAGAACACUUUACCUGCAAAAUACUGGUACUACUCUCUUAGUAGGCACUUGGACUGAAAGACAAUAUCUCUCACACUGCACUGCCUCUCACAACCAGAGUUUCUCAGAUAUUCCUUACUUAAAAACUGUCUCACUCACUGUACUAGUCUCUCUGCUCUUUUGAUUCAUGUGGUCAAGAUGUCACACAGAGAAAACCAGACUGUAUCGACACUAAAUCGAACUGCUGCUGCUGCUGUGUUUUGUGUAGGCUAUGUGUAAUCUGUUUUUGGAAAUUAUAUAUUAUCUAUAAUCUAGACAUUACUGACAUCAGUAACCUAGGAAUGAAUAAUCACUCAUGUGACGUAGAGCAGGCAUGACUAAUCAACAUUUGUCAUCAUUGUCCCAGCUUUGUCCUCUUUGUAGUUCUAUGGAUUGCCCUUUUGCCUCUAUUUCCCUUCUGUAUGUGUCUUUCUUUCCUUGUUGUUAUGUUUAAUUUAGUUCAGUUUUAGGGGCUUUUCUCUUACAUUGUUGCUGUUGACUCAUACUGUAAGAAUGGUUAAUGUGUGAGUGAGAUGGUAUAGAACUAUUACAAGCUGAUUUUAAACUCUGUUUUCUGAAGAUGUCUUAGUUUAUUUUUGAUUUUGAGUUUCGUUUACUAGUAAGUGUAACUUAUUGAAUCUUUGUUUACCAUUGCUGAAUUAGAUCAUCACAGCUGUUUGAGAGUUACUUGUCUCAUAUGACAUUUGUGGUAAGGUGAUCAGGUGUUUCUGCUUUAUUUAAAAAACAAUUUAGAUACAUUUUUUAUUAGCACCAUUUAUCAUUCAGACAUACAGAACAAAUUCCACAAUAUGUACCAGGUAAUAUCAGAUGGUGCACAGAACAAAGAAACACAAAUUGAACAAGAACAAAAACCCUAUCCCACCCCCCUA